Durusdinium trenchii is the source of this 1366-nucleotide messenger RNA. Lineage: Eukaryota; Dinophyceae; Suessiales; Symbiodiniaceae. The record is from the annotation of a GenBank genome assembly.
GCCCAGGGCAGCUAAGCUGGACAUGCAGCCCUCAACAGGGGAUCCAUUCGAUAUUCCUUCGAUGGUGCGCACUGCUUUGAAUGUCUCGUCAUCUGAGGAAAGGCGCCAACACACCGCAUGGAUGGGGCUGCUUCGACCGCACUUCUUGAUGCGUCACGGUAGGGACCGGAGACACGUCGUGCCCGGCCUUUUUUGCGGCUGGGCCGCGGAGCGCCGUACCGUUGGCUUUUCUGUUUUGACUGCGGGUCCUGUGUGAUCUUGUUUUUGAGCGACAUCACUGCGAAAUCACUUGAUCCCAGGUGUUCUGGAGCAUCACGAGGGCUUCUUGCAAGCCUGUGCCAUUUGGCGAGAUGGUGUUGCGGAUGGCCCUGGGAUGUGGGCGAGCGUGGUGGACGGCAAAGAGCAGUGCCCUGGACCGGUGAGAGGGGGCAAGCGCCAUGGCUACUUCGCUCUGGUCAAAGAAGGUGGCGUGUACCUGGAGGAUUACGACCAUGGAGAGCUGAAGAAGAGGAUCAAGUGGAGACGAGACAAACUGCAUGUGACCUGCGCAAGAUGUGGCUUGCUCUUCGUGCCAUCGGCCAACACUUCAGAAGAAAAGUUCUGCCGCUUCCACUUGUCUAAGCCUGACUACGAUGGGCGCUACUCCUGCUGUGGAGCCUUGCACGCUGUGAAUCCACGGGGCUGCGCCACGUCCACACAUGUGGAGCCCGAGCUGGAAGGCACUGCAGCCGUGGGAGUGCAUCUAGCGGCUCUUGACCUCAAGGGUGCGCAUGUUUUUUUUUGUGCAUUCGCCACGGGCAGGUCUCGUCGAUGGACAAAACUGGUGAGGGCAUAUUCUCCUGCUACUACUAUUUGCUACUGCUAUUCAACUUUGGGUACCUAUCAGCCUAUCGGCAUGUUGACAUGCAGGGUAGGAGUUGCAAUGGGCAAGUGAUCUUUUUCUUUCUGUGGAAUCUGUAGUGGAACCCAGCAAUGGCUCUUUUGUGGGGGAGUCCUUUUGGAAUGGCCACUGACUCAGCAUCCGCAGACUGCUCUGAGGCAUCAUUCACCGCGCUACGCUGCUACAUAUAGAUAUCCGCCCAACCCCAACAGUGAAAGAGAAACCCAACACCUGUGGACUGGGCCCUUGGAUCUUGGGGGGGCCUGGCCUUACUACUAGGAGCAAGAAGCUACGAACGUAGCGGAGCCUUCACCUCCGAAAGCGCUGCCGCCCUUCGACUGUUUGCCUUCAGAUGACGCGACGAGCCGGUGACGCGCCGCGUGACGCGUCGCGAGCCGGCAGCCUUCAGGGGGGCGACAAAGCUCGUUCCGCCCUGAAGGGUGGCGGCGGGGGACACCGGCGGGGUGAACCGAUGCCGUGAGUGAA